Molecule: messenger RNA, 321 nt
Organism: Fraxinus pennsylvanica
Lineage: Eukaryota; Viridiplantae; Streptophyta; Magnoliopsida; Lamiales; Oleaceae
Source: the annotation of a GenBank genome assembly
AUGGCUCUUGGGACAGCAAAGGUGCAUUAUGGAACAUCCUUGUCCAAUGUAGAUUGGUUGCACGGUGGAGCUGAGUCUCUACUCACUUUGACAAACUUGUUAAUCGUGUUAGGUCUGCAGGAGGCUCUUAGAAAGGUGAAAAACAAAAACAAGUCUACAUCUGGAAUCGAAGGGGAGAAAAGAUACACAGAGAAAUACGUGAACAAGGAUUUCUCUCUCACAUUUGCAACAGUGAAGGGAGGAGGUCAUGUAGCUGCGUAUGAGUACCCUAAAGAAUGUCUUGCCAUGAUUGAAAGGUGGUUGGAUUUAUAUCCAUUGUAG